UAUUCAAGUAAGAUUUAAUUUGCCUUUCUAACAACUUCUUUUAUUUUUCUUUAUGAUUUAAUUUGCAUAAGAUAAAAAUGGUUAGUCAAAGGAUUAUUAAACAAAGAGAAUCCCUACCGAUUUUUCAAUUUCGACAAAAAAUUAUUGAUGCAAUAAAAAGUCAGAAUCUACUCGUUAUAAUUGGAGAAACUGGAUCCGGUAAAACAACACAAAUUCCUCAAUAUAUUUUGGAGAGUUUUGAAGAUUGUAGAUUAAUAGGAGUAACUCAACCAAGACGUAUUGCAGCGAUUACUGUUGCCAAUCGAGUAUCUGAAGAACAUGGCACAAGAAUUGGAGAUGAAGUAGGAUAUUGUAUUCGAUUCGAUGAUUGUACUUCAUCAAGGACUAGAUUGAAAUAUAUGACAGAUGGUGUUUUAUUACGGGAAGCAACACUUGAUCCUAGGUUAGAACAUUAUGACAUAAUUAUUAUAGACGAAGCUCAUGAAAGGACAUUAGAAACUGAUGUAUUAUUUGGGUUGUUAAAAGAAACAUAUCGUUUACGCCCAGAAUUAAAAAUCCUAAUAAUGUCUGCCACCUUAAAUGUUGAAAAAUUUUCGGAUUUUUUUAAUGAAUGUCCAAUUUUUAUUAUUCCCGGUAGAACGUAUGAUGUAGCAAUAAAUCAUCAUAGAGAUGCAAAAAUUUCUAGUCUAAAAUCAACAUAUGUUCAAAGAGCCGUUGAUACAGCAUUAUACAUUCAUACUCAAGAACCACCCGGUGACAUUUUAGUUUUUUUAACAGGACAAUAUGAGAUAGAGAAAGCGUGUCUUGAUCUUGAUGAUCGAGCAAGAGAAUUAAAUUAUAGAAAGGAUGUAAAAUAUUAUAAUGAAAUCAAGGAUUUGGUUAUUUAUCCUAUUCAUGCUACGCUGGAAACCAUGGAACAAAAAGCUAUCUUUGAAGAUCCUCCUAGAGGUACUAGGAAAGUUGUUUUUGCAACGAAUAUUGCUCAGACAUCAGUUACGAUACCCGGAAUUAAGUAUGUCAUAGACACUGGAUUUGUUAAACAGAAAACAUAUGACCCAAGCACAGGGAUGGAUGCUCUUUUAGUUGUGCCAAUAUCAAAAGCUGCAGCAACACAAAGAGCGGGUCGUGCAGGAAGGACUGCUCCAGGGAAGGCAUUUAGAUUAUAUAGUAGAGAAUCAUUUGAACAAAUGGAAGAAGAGACGGUACCAGAAAUUCAAAGAAGUAGUUUGCUUGGUACGGUACUGAGCUUAAAGAAAAUGGGAAUUAAAGAUAUUAUUCGGUUUGAAUUUAUUGAUCCGCCAGAUCACAUUCUUGUUAUGAAUGCAUUAAAACAACUCUUUUUAUUGGAGGCAAUCGAUGAAAAUGGAAAAUUAACGCCAUUAGGAGAUGAAAUGUGUAUAUUUCCUUUAAAUCCAUUUUUAUCAAGAGUCUUGGUAGCAAGUGCAAGACAAUUUGAAUGUAGUAAAGAAGUUUCAACAAUUGUAGCUAUGUUAUCGGUAGAAGAAGUAUUUUUCUCACCAAGAAAUGAAGAAAAAUUAUUUGAAGUGAAUGAAAAGAGAAAAGAAUUUUAUCAUCCUUCAGGUGAUUACAUUACAUUACUAAACAUUUUUGAAGGAUAUCGUGAUAGUGGAUAUGAUAAAGAUUGGUGUAGAGAUAAAUAUUUUAAUCAUCGGGCUUUAUCUAUGGCCAAAAGUGUUCGAGAUCAAUUACGUGAAUUAAUGCAAAAACAUGAAAUUCCAAUAAUUUCAUGUAGACAGAAAGAGAAUCGAGAAGACGGCGAAGAUAUCCAUAGAAAAAAGCGUAGUAAAAGAUCAUAUUAUGAGACAAAGGCAAGAAAGUAUGAUGUCUCAAAAAUCUUGGAAUCAUUUUCUACAUCAUAUUAUAUUCACUUAGCAAAAAGGCAUCCACAUAGACCGGUAUUUUAUCAUUAUGCCUCAGCUAAAGUUCAUACUAAUGAAAUUGUGGAUUCUAAUAAUUCAUUACUGGCUUUACAUAUCUCACCUACAUCAGCAUUACAUCCUGAUAAUAAAAUUGUUAAAAUUAAUAAUCUGGAUUGGGUGAUGUAUCACUCAGUAUUAUAUACUAGUAAGGCUUUAAUGAAAGUUGUUAGCAAAGUUAAUUUUGAAUGGGUAGAAGAAAAAAUUAAAUUGUUUAAGAAAUUAGAAACUGUAAAUUUGAAUAAUGAGAGUGGUGAAAAACAAAACGAUAAAAGUAAUAGUGAUGAUGAAAGUGUAGUUAUAGAAUCGGAUAGAAUCGAACGUUAUGUAAUGGAAGAAGAAGAGAAGAAGAGAAAGAAAUUAGAAAAUAUUGAAGCUGCAAGGCAAAGAGCGUUGAACAGAAGAUCAUUAAAUUCAUAGAAAUUAAUUUUAUUCUAAUAAUCACUUUUAAAACUUUUAUAUCAAUAUACCAUAGUUUAAAAUAUUUUUAUUUAAAAGAAAAAAAAUUUAAUGUAAACUAAGUACUUAAAUUAAUA
Messenger RNA from Rhizophagus irregularis DAOM 181602=DAOM 197198, 2473 nucleotides. RefSeq lists its product as uncharacterized. Gene Ontology annotation, cellular component: catalytic step 2 spliceosome; intracellular anatomical structure. Gene Ontology annotation, molecular function: RNA binding; RNA helicase activity; ATP binding. Gene Ontology annotation, biological process: spliceosomal complex disassembly. NCBI's taxonomy places the organism in Eukaryota, Fungi, Glomeromycota, Glomeromycetes, Glomerales, Glomeraceae. The record is from RefSeq and is a predicted model, not a curated record.